Messenger RNA from Cuscuta campestris, 1899 nucleotides. The record is from the annotation of a GenBank genome assembly. Lineage: Eukaryota; Viridiplantae; Streptophyta; Magnoliopsida; Solanales; Convolvulaceae.
AAAAGAAAUGGACAAAUAUAGGGUAACCAAUUGUUAAAGAAAAGAGGAAAACUUGAAGAAUUGGAGCUUGAAGGAGACUGCCCACUGCUCGCCGGAGCUUUUGCCGCCGCCAGUUCGCGUCUGCCGGCCGCCACCUCCGCCGAACGCCGGCCACCACCAUGGCCGGAUUCCACCUCCAUAGCAGCGGCCGCCGCUUUAUUUCCGUGAGAUUCCCCCUUGUUGUUCCCCCUCUCUAAUUGUUGCAAUUUGCCUUCAAUUUAUAGUCCAAGAAGAACCACUUGCCGUUGAAUUUCUUCUAGUUGGCGGGGGAAUCUUAGGGAGGAACCUAAAAAUAAAAAUAAAAUAAGAAAACCCCUAGCCAACACUACCAGUCUGUCAUCCAUAGCUCAGCUUGGCAGGUUUUCACCGCCACGGAACCCCAAGGGCCUAACCGUAAGAAAACUGUCUCUGAAGUACUACGCAGAAACACACGAGUUCUUCAUGUUUCUGCCAAGAAGAAGGAGAAUCAUUUGUUCGCGUUUGCUGCUUUGAUAUAGGAAACACAGAAUCUUCAAUUUUUCGCUAAAUGGGUUCCGAUCUUUAACAUAUACGUAGUAUUUCAUUUGAUUCUCGGAUUUCACUUUUGGUUCUUAACCUGCGUUGCCGAGAUCGAAAAUCUGGCAAAUUUAGGGGAAGGGGUGAAUUUGAGGCCGCGGUUGUGUUCUAAACAAGCCAUUCGGGAGGCCCAAGAGGACGAAGAGGAGUGCAGGCCUUUGCGCAAGAGGCUCUCGAUGGCUUUCAGUAGGGUCUCCCUUUUCAAAAUCACCCUUCUCCUACUACUCAUUGCGGCCAUUACCACAGCUUGCCUCACUCUUCCUGUUGAAAAGAUUUUGAAAGAUUUUUUGUUAUGGGUUAAAGAUGAUCUUGGUCCUUGGGGUCCUCUUGUCUUGGCUGUUGCAUACAUUCCUCUAACAGUUUUGGCAGUCCCUGCUUCAAUACUUACGUUAGGUGGUGGUUAUCUGUUUGGGUUACCUGUUGGUUUUGUUGCGGAUUCUAUUGGCGCGACAAUUGGUGCUGCAGCAGCUUUCCUUCUUGGGAGAACGAUUGGAAGGUCAUUUGUUACCUCCAAGCUGAAAGACUAUCCCCAGUUCCGUGCUGUUGCAAUUGCAAUUAGAAGAUCUGGCUUUAAGAUCGUUUUGCUUCUACGCCUCGUUCCUCUGCUUCCAUUCAACAUGCUCAACUACCUCUUGUCCGUGACUCCUGUUCCUAUUGUGGAAUAUGUGCUGGCUUCAUGGCUGGGAAUGAUGCCAAUUACUUUUGCACUGGUGUAUGUUGGAACCACUCUGAAGGAUCUUUCUGAUGUAACACACGGUUGGGGUGAAUUUUCUAAAACCCGUUGGGUAUUUAUUGCCUUGGGCCUUUUGGUGUCUGUGAUUUUAAUAAUAUGUGUUACAAGAGUUGCAAAGGCUGCUCUAGAAAAAGCGUUGGCUGAAAAUGAGGAUGUCGAUGACAUAUUGGAAUCACCCCAGCUACCCAUUGUGGCAGCAGCAGCCCCUAGUGCAAAUCUCAACCAGCCGCUUAUAAUCAAGAUAGAUCCAGCAGCUCAAGAUACUCACGAGAAUUAAAGGUUCAUCAAAGUUGUAAUUUCUGUAAAUUUGAUCCGUGAUGCAUUCUUCAUAUCUUUGUUUCUAGCUUCUCGUGUGCAUCGGGUUGGCCCUAUUGCCCGAGAUUCUUCUCAUGUACAGUCUCGGAUUAUAUAUACUAGUGUAUUAAGUUUGGGCAAAAAUGAUAGUGCAGAAAUGCUACUGGGAAUUGAAGCUAUUCUGCUGUGUCUGACAUUCUGAACUUGUCUAGUUAAAAUUUACCAAGGUCUGGUUUUUAAUUGAAAAGUCGUACAUUAACUAAAGAGAACUUGCUUUU